AAAGGAACGAAUAGGUCCCAGGCUGAAAGACAUAUGGGAGAGUGCUGGGAAGAGAGAAAAGGGCAGGGUACGGGUGAUCUUGUAAGGAAGAAGGCCAUGGCAUCUCCCAUGGUGAGAGAUGGAACAGUGUCAGAGGGGGAGCCUGAAGACGAGGAAGGGAAGAACCUGGAGAGGUGAGUAAGGAUGCUGUAUGGGGUUCAAUUCUCCGAGGAUUUUUCUAAGCAAGCGAGGCAGGUUGGAGCUGGAGUCUGAAGUGGUAGAAGAAUCACCGGCCUGCCAAAGGAGGUUGAGAUAUGAGAACAUGAAGCUCGAGAAACAGAAAUAACUUACCCAAGAUCACACGGGUUGUAGGCAUCAGAGUUUGGUGAAGGUGGGAUUGUAGGGGGAAGAGGAAGACCAAGUGACAAUGAUGGAGUCCAUUGAGGCAUCCUAAGAGAUGGCAGGAGCCAAGUGUGUUAGCCCAUAAAGGCACUCCCUAUUAAUGGAUCUGAUGUAAUGACUCUUUGAAGCUGCAAUAAAAAUCAUAUUCCACUAAGGAAUGACAGCCACAUAGAGUCCUGACUUAGCAAACCAAAUUCAACACUUUUUACGAGACUAGGAAUCCCGGAUAGUUAUCAGAAUUACAUACUAAUGAGAUUAACCUUCCAAAAUGGGACUAGAGUUUCCCAAGAGAAGACAAUUUGCCAACAUGCCAACACCCAACAGAAAGUGUAUAUAAGUACUCUCUGGAGGAAGGAUAAUUCAGAAGUUGGGCUAACUAAACUGCAGUUUUUUCCUCCUAACAUCAUGACUUCCCAAAUCUGCGCUCCAGCAUUCUCCACUGGAUCUUUCAGGGGAGUCUGUGGCACCAGUGGUGGCUUCUCUCGGAUCUCCUCUGUCCGCUCUGUGGGCUCUUGUAGGGUUCCGAGUAUUUCCUGUGGUGGUGGGUCAGUCUCCUCUCUUAAGCUGGGCUCCUGUGGCCUGGGGAGCUAUCUGCCCAACACCUACCUGUCCAAUGGAUACUACACCUCUGGCUUUGGUGGGAAUAGCUUUUGGGCUGGUGAUGGGGUUUUCAAUGGCAAUGAGAAGGAGACUAUGCAAUUCUUGAAUGACCGCCUGGCCAACUACCUGGAGAAGGUGCGCCAAUUGGAGAGGGAAAACUCAGAUCUGGAGAAGAAGAUCCGGGAGUGGUAUGAGUCUCAGAUCCCAUAUAUCUGCCCGGAUUAUCAGUCCUACUUCAAGACCAUUGAGGAUCUCCAGCAGAAGAUCCUGUUGACCAAGGCUGAAAAUUCCAGGCUGGUUCUGCAGAUUGAUAAUGCCAAACUGGCUGCUGAUGAUUUCAGAACUAAGUAUGAGACUGAGCUGUCCCUGCGCCAGCUGGUAGAGGCUGACAUCAACGGCCUUCGCAGGAUCCUAGAUGAGCUGACCCUGUUCAAGGCUGACCUGGAGAUGCAGCUUGAGUCCCUGAAGGAGGAGCUGCUCUGUCUUAAGAAGAACCAUGAGGAGGAAGUCAGCAUUCUUCGAAGUCAGCUUGGAGACCGGCUCAAUGUUGAGGUGGACGCCGCCCCACCUGUGGACCUCAACAAGAUCUUGAAUGAUGUGAGAUGCCAAUAUGAGGCCCUGGUGGAAAAUAAUCGCAGAGAUGUGGAGAACUGGUUCACCACCCAGACAGAGGAAUUGAACCAACAAGUGGUGUCCAGUUCUGAACAGCUCCAGUGCUGCCAGACAGAGAUCAUUGAGCUGAAACGCAAUGUCAACGCCCUGGAGAUUGAGCUGCAGACCCAGCACAGCAUGCGAAAUUCCCUGGAAUCCACUCUGGCAGAAACAGAGGCCCGUUAUGGUUCCCAGCUGGCCCAGCUACAGUGCAUGAUCGGCAAUGUGGAGGCUCAGCUGGCAGAGAUCCGCUGUGACCUAGAGCGGCAGAACCAGGAGUAUCAGGUCCUCCUGGAUGUCAAGGCCCGGCUGGAGUCAGAGAUUGCCACAUACCGCCGUCUACUGGAAGGAGAAGACUGCAAGCUUCCUGCCCACCCCUGUGCCACAGAGUACAAGCCCUUGCUCCGUGUGCCCUGUCCCCCAAGCAUCCCCUGUAACACGGGCUCCCAGGUCAGCACCCAGAUCCGCACGAUCACCGAGGAGAUCAAAGAUGGCAAAGUCAUUUCUUCCAGAGAGCAUGUCCAGCAGCGGCCCUUGUAAGCAUCCCUGCUGUCUCAGCCUGGCACAGAGCAGGGAGGAAACCUCAAAUUCAUCAUGCUGCUGAAACUCUGUCCAAUGAAACCAUUAUCCAAGGGGGUCUGUCCCAAGUCCAGCAACUUAUUUUUUUUUUUUCCUCAUAAGAUGUCUCUUCUAUCAUGUUUCCAGCUUUGGCAUCUUUUCAACUGUAAGCAAGCUCCU
This is a messenger RNA of Vombatus ursinus (common wombat), 2370 nucleotides long. RefSeq names its product keratin 36 (gene KRT36). The record is from RefSeq and is a predicted model, not a curated record. NCBI's taxonomy places the organism in Eukaryota, Metazoa, Chordata, Mammalia, Diprotodontia, Vombatidae. The coding region runs from base 631 to 2172 and encodes 513 amino acids. The transcript has 9 exons. Gene Ontology annotation, molecular function: structural molecule activity.